Molecule: messenger RNA, 261 nt
Organism: Soboliphyme baturini
Lineage: Eukaryota; Metazoa; Nematoda; Enoplea; Dioctophymatida; Soboliphymatidae
Source: the annotation of a GenBank genome assembly
CAAGAAGAUUGCGAGCUUGUGAUGGCUCCGACGCUUCCACCAACUGACGAUCGUAAUGAGAAGCCGACAAGCCCCGUCGGAGGCAGAAACGCGGCACCCACCGGUGAUGUCACUUUGCGAAAGUGUUUGGAACAGGACAAUUCGCCUAGCGACAGCACCGUUCGUGUCAUUCAUACAGCGGCGGUGGUAUCACUGACCAAGCGUUCAGGCAAUACCUCAUCUUCCUCUGGGCCGAACGACUUAGCGGGUAGCAAGCAUUGA